AUGGCUUCACCCCGCCCUCCUCACAACUUCGGUAUUUCGAGUCCUCUUCCCAACGGUGCGGCGCCCAGUGGCCCCGUCCCAGGCGCAACCCCCCUUCUCCCAAAUAAUGGCAGAAUCAUCCAGAACGGUCCUGUGAGGGUUCUCUGUGUUGCGGAUGUUCGAGGAAACUUGAAAUCUCUAAACGAGCUCGCCAAGCAAGCCAACGCCGAUCAUAUCAUUCAUACUGGCGAUUUUGGAUUCUACGAUGACACAUCGCUGGAGAGAAUUGCUGACAAGACCUUGAAACAUGUCGUUCAGUACUCUCCUCUCCUGCCUGACCACGUGAAGCGCUCCAUUUCACAGAUUCCUCCACAGCAGCCCGUUAAGGCUCGUUUCACCGCCGACCAACUGCCUCUUUCCGAACUCCCCCAGCUCUUGGACAAGCGACUCACCCUUGAAGUGCCUGUUUAUACUGUGUGGGGUGCUUGUGAGGAUGUCAGAGUUUUGGAAAAGUUCCGCUCCGGCGAAUAUAAAGUCGACAACCUUCACAUUAUCGACGAAGCCAACUCUAGACUUCUCGAUAUUGGCGGCAUUAGGCUUCGUUUGUUGGGUCUUGGCGGUGCUGUCGUCAUGCACAAACUGUUUGACAACGGGGAGGGCAAGACAACUAUUGCUGGUGGCCAGGGAACCAUGUGGACUACUUUGCUACAAAUGGGCGAGCUCGUCGACACCGCCAACCGUGUCUACGAUCCCUCCGAAACCCGUGUCUUCGUUACCCAUGCUUCCCCUGCCCGUGAGGGCAUGUUGAACCAGCUUUCAGUUACCUUGAAGGCCGACUUUUCGAUAUCCGCUGGUCUCCACUUCCGAUAUGGCUCUUCUUAUAACGAAUUCUCUGUCAAUCCUACCCUCGACCAUUAUCGUGGCAAGCUCGCAGCAUCCAAAGCAUCAUUCAACGAUGUUUGGGAUACUGUCCGCAGCGAGGUCGAGUCGGCUAUCUCCUCUAACGAAGCUCAGAAAACGCUUUUGGAAAAUGCACUUGACAUUGUCGAAAAGAUGCCUUCUGUGGCCAAUGGUGGAAACCCAUUCGGUGGCCCCGUCGCUGCCGCCAACGCUGGAGGACAGGUGGAUGAGAGUGCCUUUAAGAACAUGUGGAACUUUAACUUGGCUGAUGCUGCUUUUGGUUACCUUGUACUUGAAAUCGACAACGGUAGAAUCGGUACUGAAAUGCGCGCGCAGGGAUUCAACUUCUCUCACAGGACAGGCAAGCCAGGCGUAGCAGCUCCUGCUGCCACUCAGCUCGGCGGUGGACCCGGUGCUCCUCAGUUCAGCCAAGCUCCUCCUGCCGGUCGCCCUGCACCAUUCCAGGCUGCUCAAGCCAAGCCUCAAGCUCCUCCGGCCACCACAGUUUCUCCAGCUCCCAUCAUCCCUAAACCCGCUACUCCUCAACCUACCGCCACAGAGAAGGAGACCAACGGCAACAAGGAAGCCGAAAAGACUUCAGAAUCCCCGGCACUCAAGGGAGAGAAGAAACACAGCAACGGAUUGUUUAUCUCCAACGUUGAAAACGAACAGGCAGCACGUGAUCUAUUCCCAGAUGAGGACCAAGGUAAAAUCGUCAAGGUUGAGAAAUGGGGCAAGUUUGGUCAUGUCGUAACCUUUGGUACACCCGAAGAGGCCAAGGCAGCACUCGACCGACAGCCUCUUGACCACAAGAAACCCACACCCCAAGGCCAACCCCGCAAGCCCAACGUCAAGUUCUUCGAGGACCGCGGCUCUCGCCGUGAAGGAAAUGCAGGCACAUGGCAAGCUAGCUCUCGCGGUGGUGCCUCUGCACCAACCCGCGGCGGCUACCAGAGCGGUGCUAGCGACAGCGAAACUGGACGGGGCCGCGGAGGCUUUGGCCGUGGGCGUGGAGGUCGCGGAUCUGAUCGUGGAGGACGAGGUCGUGGACGCGGUGGAUUCAGCAGGUCCGGCGAUUCGCCUGCCACCGACAAGCCUGCAGCAGCUUCUACCGGCGGCGAGUCUUGA
Molecule: messenger RNA, 2007 nt
Organism: Talaromyces marneffei
Lineage: Eukaryota; Fungi; Ascomycota; Eurotiomycetes; Eurotiales; Trichocomaceae
Exons: 4
Coding region: 1-2007 (668 amino acids)
Source: RefSeq, a predicted model, not a curated record